This is a messenger RNA of Nyctereutes procyonoides (raccoon dog), 1336 nucleotides long. It is a transcript of the gene TSLIG3C, whose product is annotated as family with sequence similarity 98 member C. The coding region runs from base 52 to 1116 and encodes 354 amino acids. The transcript has 8 exons. The record is from RefSeq and is a predicted model, not a curated record. NCBI's taxonomy places the organism in Eukaryota, Metazoa, Chordata, Mammalia, Carnivora, Canidae. Gene Ontology annotation, cellular component: tRNA-splicing ligase complex.
GGCCUCUCGCCGGCCGGCAGGGGACGCGCGCCCGGCGGACAGGACGCUUCCAUGGAGGGGGCGGAGGCGGAAGCGCGGGAGGGGGCCGCCGUGGCCCGGGACCUGCAGGCCUUGGGGUAUGAGGGCUUCUCGGGGGCGACGUCGCGGGGCACCUCGUGUCCGGACUUCAGGGCGCUGUGCGCGCGGCUGGCGGCGGAGCUGGCGACGCUGGGCGCCCUGGAGCGGGAGCGAGGGGAGAGCGCGGAGGCGCUGAGGGCCGGCGACGGCCCCGGCGCCGAGGAGGAAUUCCUGCGACAGUUGGCCGGCCUGCUGCGGGAGCUGCGCUGCCCGGACCGCGCGCUCGGCGGCGGAGACGGCGUGGCCGCGCUGCGGGAGCCCGGCGCGAGCCUGCGCCUGCUGCGCUUUCUCUGCUCUGAACUCCAGGCUGCCCGCCUCCUCCGUCUCUACCCCCGGCUGGACCCCAGCCCCGCACAGCCCUGUGGGGAAGAGGCCGAGGAGGGAGCUGGCAUGGUCCAGGAACUGGUCCUUACCCUCCAAGCUCUGGGGCUGCCCAGACCGACGCCUGGGACCGCCGCCAGCCGGCUGCUGUGGGAGUUGCAUGACAAGAUCUCUGAGCUGCUGCCUUCCCUGCCCCCAGGGUUCCUGCAGCCCCUCCUCAGCUCCCCACUGGAUGCCCCCAGAUGGGAGGCAUUGGAGUCUCUGUGCCAAAGGCUGGGAGAUCAGUACUGCUCUCGCCGCUGCCUGCUCCUGAAGCGCCUGGACCUCACGACAUCUUCUUUCCACUGGAGUGAUAGGGCAGAGGCCCAAGGAGAAGCCAUGAAGGCAGUGCUGAUCCCAAUUCGAGAGGCUCUGACCCCAGAAUCAAAUGUCUCCAUCGCACAUGUCCUGGCUGCCCGAGAGGACCUGUCUCGUCUUAUCCCAGCCACCAGCAAGGCUGUCCGCCGAGGGACCUGCUGUGCCAUCAACAAGGUGCUUAUGGGCAACGUGCCAGACCGGGGGGGCCGUCCAAAUGAACUGGAGGCUCCCAUGCCCACCUGGCAGAGCAGAAGAGAGGAUGGUGGUGGGCGGAAGGCAGGCCGCCAGAACUGGGGUCGCAAGAAGAAGAAGAAGAAGUAAAGAGGGACUGGUGGUUGGGUGGGGGGAGGGGUCCUCUGUGACAUGCUUGAUGCCAUUGGUAAUCCUUGGGGAAUCGCUUUGAGUUUCUCUUGGCAUCUGGCUCCCAGGCCCCACGUCCCCUGUUCCUAAGGUCCCAAAUGCCUACCAUCACCACCACCCCCCAGUCUAUCACUCAACAACAAAGACCAUGUUCUUUGGAAAAUAAAUUUAAUUUAUGACA